UGUGUAGCAAUGUACGACCUCUUCUCUUUUGUGUUUGUGCUGAUUUGGUCUCCAAGAUGUGUGGGGAACUGGGAGAAAGUAAGUUUAUUAUAUUAAUUGCGAGAGCUACUAUACUGGACUCAUUCUGAAACAACCGAGCAAUAGAUUGUGCAGUAAUUAACAACAAAUCUACGCUACAUACCACAAUGCGUGUGACUGUCAACCGCCCAGAGAACGAUGUACCACUUGAAUUCGAAUUGCCAGCCGAUUCAAGUGUAUUUGCAUUAAAAGAUGAGAUCAACAAGCACUCUGGGGUUCCCAAGGAGGUGCAGCACUUGAACUACCAGGGCCGUGAACUGAAGAACAAACAGCAAUUACAGUAUGUGCUCAGCCACCUCGUCACUGCCCAGCCUGGAGCGGUCAGCACAGCAACUUCCGAAGAGAACUCGCAAUCCGGCAAAGAUUUCAUGAACAUAGCAAGCGACAACCUAGCUCUGGAUCUAACCUACGAAUUGUCUGGGUCAUCCUGUGUCGAAUGCUGUGGAAUGUUCUGCGUACUGAAGCCAUUCCAGUGCUACUUCCGAACGUUAUGCUGUAAUUCAGGUUGUGAUCUGAGGUUCAACGAGUGCCAGUACUUCUGCUGGAAGUGUAUCUUCUGCCCGUCAGAUGCCCAGAAACAUGAAGCUUAAAUGGGAAGGGGAGAGCCACGUCAGAUUGGUAGACAACUUUGUCACCACGGCAAUGCGACAGACCAAGAUUUCUGCCGAGGAAGUACCGACGUGUAGAAGCACAUACUGUAUGGUCCGUGCGAUAGAGACAUGAGCUGACACUCAAUGGGUGUUCGUGUGAUGAGUACAUCGAUACAUACAUGCACAAGCGAAUAUAUGAAGACUAUCUUCAUCGCGACAUAGGCGAUUAAGUCAUUAAAUCCAUGUGCAAUUAGUAUUUCAAGGAAGCUCAAUCUGAGCUUAAACUGAAAUCAGCGCGAAGGAAAUCUCCUUCCAUACAUUUUAAUCACACACUUUCCGUAAUACACAACAUAGAGGAGCUGGAUAAGCAGCCCAGAUGGAGACGCAAAGAUACUUGUUUGUAUACCUACACAUUCAUCCACAUAUUCCAAUACUUCGACAUACACAUAAAUAAAUAUAUUUUUAUACACUGUGAAAUGGCACAGUAGCGCUAAGUCGCAUACACUUUCCGCAAUAAACAGCAUAGAGGAGCUGGAUUUGCGACCCAGAUGGAGACACAAAGAUAUGGCGACGGUAUACGAUAAAUGCAAGGCCGGGGAUUUGACCUCGGUCUGGCAUGCAUCGUAUAUGUUCGCCAUGUCUUCGUACUUGCAACUGUGUUGCUUGUUCAGCUGUUCUG
Sphaeroforma arctica JP610 is the source of this 1347-nucleotide messenger RNA. RefSeq lists its product as hypothetical. Bases 186 to 668 code for a protein of 160 amino acids. The transcript is spliced from 3 exons. Gene Ontology annotation, molecular function: protein binding. Lineage: Eukaryota; Ichthyosporea; Ichthyophonida. The record is from RefSeq and is a predicted model, not a curated record.